Messenger RNA from Saccoglossus kowalevskii, 1044 nucleotides. Its product is annotated as stomatin-like protein 1. Gene Ontology annotation, cellular component: plasma membrane. Lineage: Eukaryota; Metazoa; Hemichordata; Enteropneusta; Harrimaniidae. The record is from RefSeq and is a predicted model, not a curated record.
UUCAAAUCAGCAUUCAGUUACACCGAUGAUCGACACAAAGAUAUGUAUUACCAUAACGAAGAAAUUUAUAAACCACCUUUCAUCAUUCAUUUGUGUUCCUGUAUUGUGAUGUCUUUCAGCUUUCUACUUGUAGUUCUGACUUUUCCUGUCUCAGCAUGGAUUUGCUUCAAGAUGGUACACCAAUAUGAAAAACUGGUUUUAUUCAGACUUGGGAGACUACAGUCAGCAAAGGGACCAGGAAUUGUAAUGGUUCUUCCAUGUAUUGAUAAAUGGAGGAAAGUUGACAUGAGAACUCGAGCAUUUAACGUUCCACCUCAGAAGGUAUUCACAAACGAUGGCGCUGUCAUCAGUAUUGGUGCUGUAAUACACUUUGAAAUCAAUGAUGCCAUUACUUCUGUCACUGCAGUACAAGAUCUGAACCAUUCCACUAGAUUACUGGGACAAACUUCACUCAUGAAUUUGCUGUCUUCUAAAUCAGCACAAGAAAUUGAAUCAGAAAAGGCGAUAUAUAACCAAAGUUUACAGAUUGAUCUUAACUCAGUUACACAAAACUGGGGAGUCGCUGUCACUAGAGUUGAACUUACUACUAAACAGAUUCCAAUGAAACUUGUGUUCGGUAAUUCUACUAGCCCAUCUCCCAUACAAACGCUUGCUGCUGCCAAUGGACUUGGGGAGGCUGUUGCCGAGAAAACACAAGCGGCUACAAUGUCUCCAAGUGAUAUUUUAUCUGCUGUUAAAUUGUUACUCAAUGAUUCAUUGGUACAGAGUGUUGGAGCUGUGUAUAAAUUCAUAUUGCAAGGCAACGAUGGGGGAACGUUUUACUUGGACCUUAAAAAUGGUUCGGGUGAUGCUGGCAGUGGUGAUCCAAAUGAAGAACCUGACGCUGUAUUGGAGAUGACGACAUAUGAUAUGCAAAUGAUGUUUUCUGGUGAACUUCGACCUUUCCAAGCCUUCUUAAGUGGAAGAUUAAAAGUGACUGGUGACAGAGCUUUAGCCAUGAAACUUGAUCAAGUUAUUAAAGGACUCCAAGAUUCAAGCUGUUAA